Molecule: messenger RNA, 3375 nt
Organism: Peronospora farinosa
Lineage: Eukaryota; Oomycota; Peronosporomycetes; Peronosporales; Peronosporaceae
Source: the annotation of a GenBank genome assembly
AUGGAGCAAAUAACCCCAUCGCUAGUAGAUAAAACGCAAGAGAUGUUACUGUCUGAUUUCUCGUCAUCCGUCGGAAAUGUACAAGAUAUAAAAAGGAGUGAUGUCGAAGGUGCAUUGGAUAUCGAAGAGCGCCAAGAGAAUAAGAGGAUGGUCAAAGAAGAGGGGAUUGUUUUAGCUACUGAAGAUGAUGAUACUGUAGCUGAUGAAGAGAGUGUGAUAAUUACAGAGGCUCGAGGAGACGAUAAAGAUGUGGUAGCUUUAGAUGAUGCUGGUGAUAGUAGUGAAUCUAAUGCAAGAGGAGCCGAGGAAAUUGAUCUAGUGGACAAAUAUCGGAUGGGUAACGAUACAAAGGAAGCAAAAGCUGCUGGAGAAGACGUUGAGGAGUUGGAAGAUUUGGUGACUAUUAGGACAGCGGAAACUGUGACCAAUUGGAAAAAAACUGAGAAUCACACACCAGUUGCUAGUAACAAUUUGGUUGUCGAUGAAGCAGUUGCAACACUUGACGGAGCGGUGCAAUUUCCACAGGAAAUGGAGUUGGCUUCACCAACUGCAAUGCCUGACGUGCUUGCAGUCGCUACAGACUUGAGUAUAGAGGACACUAUUGAACCAGUAGUAUUAGAAGCCGAUGCGAAUGAAUCCGAAAGCCAGGUUGCAAAUGAAGAAAAAAUUGAGGAUGGCGAUCAUGCGACUAUCACGGCAGUAAUAGAGUCUGCUGAGAAAAGUGUACCCGUCGAUGCAAAUUUGGAGGUAGUGUUAGAGGAGCUUCGAACGAAACUCGCAUGUGAAUCAGUCGAAGUGUUGGAGUCUGGAGAGAUCCAGGUUUUGCCGAAAGGCUGGUCGACACGCCAGAGUAAAAGCAAUGAUGGGAAGAGGUACUAUGUAUCGCCUUACGGACACACGCAGUGGUUGCGCCCUCCCAUAAAAACUGGUGUGAUUUACAAUUGGGUACAUGAAAUCGAGGUAACGUUUGGACCAGGUCGGUUGGGGCUCAACCUGAAGCAAAUUGCUGGACUUCCUGGCACAAUGUUUACUGACCUCCAGGUCCACAUUGUGGAGAUUUACAAGCUGCCGAAUGGAAUGGCAAGUCCGGCAGAGAUUUAUAACUGGAGUGUAAAGCCUGAAAAACGACUUGCAGUAAAUAUGCGAAUAACGAUGAUGAAUGGAAUUCCAAUGACUGGGUACACAUACUCACAAGUACUGGAGCUGCUCGCUCGAUUGGUGCGUCCCGUGCGCAUUAAGUUCGCCGAUAUUACGAAAGGUAUUGUAGGCCGAGCCGACGAAGAAAUUCCACAUGAAGAUUCAGAAGAGGUUAAGGAAGCUCGCGCAGCACGAGUGAUGCAGAACUCGCUUCGUAUGGAUUACUUUCAGAUCUUGGUGUCGAUUGAACUUCACAAACAAGUAUGGACGACAAUGAAGCAGCACAUUCACCUGAAAUGCCUCGAAAUGGAAAAGAAGUGCGAGGUUAUGGAGACUCAAGUUGAAAAAGAGCAGCGGACCCAGGAAUCUUUAGAGAAGGAGCGUGAAAAUUUGGUCCGUGAGGAAUGUUCGCUCAAGGAUAUGAUCGAGAAAUUGGACAUGCAAGCGUCAGGCGAAAUUGAAUCUCCUGAAGUGUUAAGAACGGCAGAACUUGUCCAGCGAUCAGCGGAGCUUGACAAGGAUGUCACUGACAUUAUUGCUGAAAACGCCGAAUUGCAGGCGGCUCGCGUCAAAACAGAGGAGACCCUGGAUUGCUUGCAAAGAGAGUUGGAUGAAUAUGGAGAUCUUGACAUGGACCUAAAUGGUCAGCAGGUUAUUAAGUUCUUUUCACCAGCGUUUCUGGGUUCCCUGGUGCAUAGAGGCUCUAUUGAUACUCGCGCUGAGGAUGCACGUGAGCGGCUUCUUCUGAAGGUUAAAGCUCAACAUGAUCAUCUUGAAGAAGAGAUCAAGAUGGAGGAAGAGCGAGCCGAAUUCGUACAAUCGGAGAUUUAUCAAUUCAAGAGUCAAAUGGAUGUGGCUGCAGCAGCUGUCAAGCGUGAGGAUGCAUUUAUUAGUGGCGAACGUCCGCCUCAACUGAUCUUUGCGGAGAACAAGAUUGCGUUGCUGCGGAAGAACCUGCAGGAAACUGUGUCGGGAAUAGCGACUGCAACUAUCAGUGGAGAUCAGCAACAGGCUGAGAACCUGUCGCUUCGACGAGCUGAUCUAAAGGAUGAUUUGAAGAUGGCAUCGGAAGAAAUGCGGCGAAUGGAGAACGAGCUGCAGGUUUUCUUUGACGUCGACAAGGGCGAAAAGAUUGUCUUGCAACACGCGGACUCAUCCAUUGACUCGGUUGAUAUCGAUGAAGCUCCACACGAACGCGUGUCAGAGUCGUCGCGUCUACAGAACAAGCUAAUUAAGCUUCAAGCUCAGCUGCAUGAUACCGUUGUCGAGCUCACGAAAGCUGCCGAUGAAAAGGACGAAGAACGCAAAAGUCAGCUCGGCAAGCGCCGGUUUCGACUGAAGGAUGAGAUGAAGGUGGUACAAGAUCAGUUCCAGCUUUUGACAAAUGGGACACUAAACGUGUCGGCCAAGGCAAAAGAUUCGUACUUGCGACCGUCGAUUAUCGGCUCGCCUACAAUACAUGACGUUCCACGGAGGUCUGGCGGCGGCUCUCGCGCGUCGCUUGGUGGCAUCCGAGACUCAAUCGCUGGUAGCAGGGCUUCCGUGGAUGGUGGUCGGACUUCCAUAGGUGGUGGUCGGACUUCCAUAGGUGGUGGUCGGACUUCCAUAGGUGGUGGUCGGGCUUCGAAUGGCGGUAACAGAGCUUCGACUAGCGUGCGACGAGUUUCAGAACUAUUGGAUUCUAAUCGUAGCAGACGAGGCAGCAGCAGCGCGUCUGUCAACGCGUUGACGCAGGCACACGAGUCGAACUCGUACCAGAUCCCUCGAGAUGGUUCAUUGCCAACCAUGAGUGGCAUUUUACGCAAACACGCAACCCACUCGAACGAAAAGGGCACAUUUGGUAACAUGUCGUUGCGUGGCGUUCGUGAGCGGUGGUUUAACAUUGAAUCAGAUGGAUUUCUUCGGUAUUACAAACGAGAGAGUGAUCGUGAACCUCGUGGUUCAAUUCCACUGAAGAACAAGUCAUUGGAGAUCCUGUAUGGCAAAGAAGUGAGCAAGCCGAACGAGUUUAUGAUCUGCUCACCUACCCAGCAGACGCGUAUGAUUGCAAAGAAUCAGGACGAGAUGCUCAAGUGGGUAAAGGUAUUAGAGCUUGCUCACGCGUACUUCAUCCAGCAAUCCACUGACAAUGAACAGGCACCCGAUAGCAUCCCGCUAUCUGCCGAUACCAUGGAAGACCAGGAAUCCGAAGACCCAGAGCUCACAUAUCGAAACAAACGUGCAACGCUCGGCUUUUAA